CUGGAACGCGUCGACAGACUUCGAGACGACUACGACAUCACCAUCGAGGGGCGUGCAUAUUUGCUGCGCCCUGAUACUCCGCAGGAAGGGCGGGUUCGUGAGGAAAGACCGGGCGAAUCUGACGAUGAACUCUCUGAACCCUUGCGGUCGCAAGCCAGAGAUGCCAACCUCAUCAUGCGCCCGCCUCGGAAUACACCCAACAGCCUUUAUUCCCUGCAGGCCACCGAAUAUGCCCAGGAAAAUGGCAAGUUCAUGGAAUACCACCAUGCAGCUUACAAAGCUUACUGGGACGAAAGGGCCGAUUUGGGUGACCCUUCAGUGCUGGCCGAAAUAGGCGCCAGCGUUGGACUGGACGGGAAUGAAUUGCAGGAACGCGUCGAAUCCGGGUACUACUCGCAACGGGUGGUAGACCAGUAUCAAGAAGCUUUGGGGUACGGUAUCAGGGGCAUCCCGACUUUCGUUUUCGACAACCUGUUGUUCAGCGGCGCCCAACCCUACGAGGUAUUCCAGCGCGUAAUGGACAAGGCGCUGGAAUACCGCGCUGCCGAUAACGACGCGUAG
Molecule: messenger RNA, 561 nt
Organism: Geodia barretti
Lineage: Eukaryota; Metazoa; Porifera; Demospongiae; Tetractinellida; Geodiidae
Source: the annotation of a GenBank genome assembly